AAAUCAGGCUGUACACAAAUCGAACUUCUGAUCCAAUCCAAUGCCAUUCAAUGCUCGUCUGCGAUUGUUGAAAGUUUAAAUAAACUAAUCGGCGCACAAAAUAAUCUCACCAUGGGCAAUAAAUCGUCGCUUUUCCUGCGGAGCGAGGAGAUCGCUCAAAUUCAGGAGGAGACUGGCUUCACCCCCAACCAGAUUGAGCGACUUUACUCUCGCUUCACCUCGUUGGAUCGCAACGAUUGCGGAACCCUGUCCCGGGAAGAUCUGAUGCGAAUCCCGGAACUAGCAAUUAAUCCGCUGUGCGAGCGAAUAGUGCACUCCUUCUUUGCUGAGAGCAAUGACGAUCGGGUGAACUUCCGGCAGUUCAUGAACGUCCUGGCGCACUUUCGCCCGCUGAGGGAUAACAAGCAGAGCAAGCUCAACAGCCGAGAGGAGAAGCUAAAGUUCGCCUUCAAGAUGUACGAUCUGGAUGACGAUGGUGUGAUCAGCAGAGACGAGCUACUGUCUAUCCUACACAUGAUGGUAGGGGCGAACAUAAGCCAGGACCAGUUGGUCAGCAUUGCGGAGAGGACGAUCUUGGAGGCAGACCUGUGCUGCCAGGGUAAGAUCUCGUUCGAAGACUUCUGCAAAGCUCUGGACCGCACUGACGUGGACCAGAAGAUGUCUAUACGGUUUCUCAACUAAGCUGGAUUUAGGGAUCACGAGGAAAAACCAAGCUUCAUAGUCAGUGUGUACCAAAUAGUUUAUUAUGAAGAAAGUCGAGAGGCAUUCCGGCAGGUUUCUGAAACCUCUGAUGAUUUAAAAGCAGUGGUUGUUGUUCCAAUUAUGCCAGAAGUGGUUUUUAAGCAUUUAAGAGUUUCAAUUUAAUAAAAAGUGUUUCACAUUUUUUUAAACUUCUGAAAUUUUCAUGAAGCUUGUCUAAGGUAUUGCAUUCUAGUUAAACAAAAUAUUAGUAGUUUUGAAGUCAUUAUUUGUUUUGAUCCCAGGUGCUACUGAAACCUUGACAAAUAGAACCAAUUGUUUGUGUCUCAAUGUUUAAUUUGUCCGGAAAUCUAAUGAAAUAUUUAUGAUAAACAUAAAAAAAAUCUUUUGUUGUCUUAUUUUUUACUUUCCAAAUUAUUGUUAAAAAUCUUAUAGGUUUCAUGAACGCGCUGGAUAUAUUUGUAUUAGUAGUUGAAGAAAGAGAUGCAGAUUUAAUUUUGUUAAUAUGUACUUUGUUUUUAUAAUUACAAACUCAUUCCACUCAACGUAAAUUAUAACCUGCUUCAUCUUAUUCAUCUGCUUACGAAUAAAAGCAACGCGGAUUAACAUAA
Drosophila teissieri is the source of this 1310-nucleotide messenger RNA. It is a transcript of the gene elm, whose product is annotated as calcineurin B homologous protein 1. The transcript is spliced from 2 exons. Bases 112 to 681 code for a protein of 189 amino acids. NCBI's taxonomy places the organism in Eukaryota, Metazoa, Arthropoda, Insecta, Diptera, Drosophilidae. The record is from RefSeq and is a predicted model, not a curated record. Gene Ontology annotation, molecular function: calcium ion binding.